Nematostella vectensis (starlet sea anemone) is the source of this 5559-nucleotide messenger RNA. RefSeq names its product kinesin-like protein KIF14. The transcript is spliced from 36 exons. Gene Ontology annotation, molecular function: microtubule binding; ATP hydrolysis activity; ATP binding. Gene Ontology annotation, cellular component: microtubule; kinesin complex. The record is from RefSeq and is a predicted model, not a curated record. Lineage: Eukaryota; Metazoa; Cnidaria; Anthozoa; Actiniaria; Edwardsiidae. The coding region runs from base 119 to 4759 and encodes 1546 amino acids. Gene Ontology annotation, biological process: microtubule-based movement.
AAUGCUGUUAUUGGAAUGUUUUGUGAUUUUAGACAGUUGUGUUCGAGCAAACACCGUGAUUUAUUCUCUGAAAUCCUCAAAAAUAUGAGCUGAUUUCCCUGGUGGCCUUAUUUAUACAAUGUCCUCUAACAGGCCAAAACAUAAGCGCGCUCUUCCAAACGUUCCUUUGGAGAGAACCACUAGUGUCGAUCGAAUACAAGUCAAGAACAACGAUCAACCAAAAUUUACAACUUCAAAACUUGCAACCGUUGGAAAUGGCUCAUCAUCUGUACCAUCAACACCUGAAAAACAAUUUCUAAGGAAGAAAAGUGCUCCUGAGGAAGUGUUGAGGCGGGAUGUUUGGAAAAAAUCAUCGCCAAUUGCAGCUCGAAGACGGCUUUUGGAGGAAAAGUUGAGUGACUCUAACUCGAGCACUGAGCAAAAUUCCCCCCUUGGGUCUCCACGUUCCAGCCGUAAAGGAUCUAUUAAAGAAAAUAUCCCGGUAUCAAAGCAAGUUACCGAAGUUAUAAAAAACUUUCAAGGUGAACAAAAUGGUGUGAUGGAUCGUAAAAUAGCACGAGUUCUACCCAUGUCACCAGCAUUGCUAUCUGGCGAAAACACACAGUUUCAAAGCGAUCCCAAACACGAUACAUUAGGAAAGAAGGAUUGCACUUAUUUGGUUGGAAAUUCUUCUAAAUCUGUGAAUGCAGUCAGUAAAGCGCUUAAUGGUGGCUCUAUUGCACAAAAUGUCGUUGCUACGACGCCAUAUACAGCUUUCCAGGACACGGAGGAGGAAGAAAGUUGUAGUAUCGCAGUGGCUGUCCGAGUCAGACCGCUUCUCCAAAGAGAGAAAAAUGACCCAAAUGUCAAGAUCUGCCUUUCAAUGAAAAAUAAUGAGACAAGCAUAGUCUCUGAACAAGGCGUCAAAUAUGACUUUGUUUAUGACCAGUCCUUGUGGUCAGCUGACUCUACCAACCCUGAUUAUAUUGGCCAGGAAAAGCUGUACUCGCUGAUGGGGAAACCCUUGUUAAAUAGUGCAUUUAAGGGUUACAACACAUGUCUUUUUGCAUAUGGACAAACAGGCUCAGGAAAGUCUUACAGUAUCAUGGGUCAAGGGGAUGAGCUUGGUAUUCUUCCCAGAUUUUGUGAAGAACUUUUUGAACGGAUUGUUAUUUUCACCGAGCUGAAGUUUACUGUGGAAAUCAGCUAUUUUGAGAUCUACAAUGAGAAGAUCCAUGACCUCCUUGUCUCAAGUAAAACUAAGGAUGAAAAGUCACGCAAAAAGCAACUACGAGUGCGUGAGCAUCCCAUACUGGGACCGUUUGUACAGGAUUUGUCCACCUAUGUGGUGACUUCUUAUGCUGAUAUCGAGUCGUGGCUUGCACUGGGAAACAAAAACAGAGCAACAGCAUGCACUGGUAUGAAUGACAAGAGUAGUCGAUCACACUCUGUGUUCACUAUUGUCAUGUCACAAACACAGACGGAAAUAUUUGAAGACACUGAGGCCCAGAUAACAAAAACAAGCAAGAUCAACCUGAUUGACCUUGCGGGAAGCGAGAGAGCCAGUCAUGUACUCAAUGAUGAAGUGAUAACAUCAGCUGAGGUGGCCUCUCUAAGACUGAAGGAAGGAGGCAGCAUCAACAAAUCGUUGCAUACUCUUGGUAAAGUAAUCUCUUUGCUGUCGGACAAAGAACUCAACAAAAAGAAGAAACUUUACAUACCAUACAGAGACUCCAUUCUUACUUGGCUGCUAAAGGAUAGUCUAGGUGGGAACUCUAAGACUACCAUGAUUGCUAAUGUCAGUCCUGCCAACACUCACUUUGGAGAGACGCUGAGCACCUUACGAUAUGCACAGAGAGCUCGAACUAUUGUGAACAGAGCGAUCAUCAAUGAAGACCCAAAUGCAAAGAUAAUCAGAGAGCUACGGGCGGAGAUAGAAAGGCUGAACAGUCUGGGUGGACACACGGUGGAAGAGAGCAACAAGGCUCUAGAGGAGGUUGCGUCCCUGAGGAAUAAAUUACAAGAGACGCAAAGAAUGUUGAUAGAGUCCACAAGAAACUGGCAAGAAAAACUUGCACUAUCUGAAAAACGAAAACUGGAAGAAGCAGAGAAUCUAAAGAAAGCUGGCAUUUCUUUCAAGGUGGACAAUAAGUUACCGAAUCUAGUUAACUUGAAUGAAGAUCCCCAGCUGUCAGAGAUGUUGCUUUACAUCCUCAAACCAGGCUCGACGACUGUGGGGCACGAUAGUCAAGAAGACAUCCAGCUCCUUGGGGCUCUUGUAGCCGAAUCUCACUGUGUCAUCAAAAACGAAGGAGAGAUUGUCAACAUUUCCCCAAAAGGUGAUGCUGCGACUUAUGUGAAUGGAAUACUGAUCAGCGAACUGACAGUUCUACAUCACGGUGAUAGGAUUGUUAUUGGCGGCGACCAUUUCUUCAGACUUAAUCACCCCAUCGAGGUCAAAAAGCGUCGAGAGAAGAUUCGUCAUGGGGAGGUCCCAGAAGGGCUCCCCCCUGAGUCAGCAGGAGCAAAAGACUUUGAGUUCGCGAGGAAUGAGCUUGCACAGGUCCAGAAUGCCAGAAUGCAGGCAGAGCUGGAAGAGGCUCGCGAGGAAGCAAGAAUCCAAGCGCAGGAGGAAAUAAUGAAGCAGAUUCAGCUGGAGAAGGAGGCAGCACAGGAGAGAUUGCUGAAGCAGAAAGAACAAUAUGAACAAAAGACACUUCAGUUACAGAGUGCCCUGAAUGAUCUCAACGUUAAGAAAGAAGAAGCCGAGCAGUCAAGCCGGUCUGCUGCUGACGUCAUCUCAGAGCUUCAAGCGCAUAAACAGGUAUUGGAACAGGAGAUUUUGAGCAACAGGAAAAAGCUACAAAUGGAGGCUGUUGCUGCAAAGCAGGCUUUAGAAGAGACGAAACUCAACCAGAUACGGAUUAUGUCAGAACUGGAAAAGGAAAAGAAAAAGAUGCAAGAAGAUGUCGAGAAGUUGAAGGAAGCUAAGAAACAUCGCGAAAAAAUGCGAGAGGAAUUCCGAGCUUCCUUCUCAGCACUUGGACGGAAAGCCUCGAACAUGGAUGACCCAAGCAAGAAAGAAUUAUUAAGGACCACGAUGGCGCUCAGAGAAGCCAAUAAAAUCAGUCAGCAUCUAAAGAAGAAUAUUACCUUGAGUCGAGAUGAAGUCGUUGAAGAUGAGAAGACGGAGACGAAAAUUCGACUGAAUGACACUAAAAAAGGUCUGACUACCCUUUGGUCACUCGAUAAGUUUGAGUCCAGACUUGAGAUGAUGCGCGAAUAUUACCAGCAAGUAGAGACUGAGUGUCAGUCAACAGACGAAGACCCGUUCUUUGAUCCUGAAGAUAAGUGGGACAAAGACUUCAAGAUGGAGUCUCCGCAAAACAGGCGCAUCUCGACUUUGGGUGCUCUAUCACUAAGCUCCAGACGGACACCGGCGCCGGGCGCAAUGAACCAAGAUCGCGCGGAGAGUAUAUUUGCCAAGUAUCGUAACAAGAAUGACAUCACGCCUGUCACACCAGACGUAUUUACCCCGACUACACGCUCCACGGGAUUGGAAUGCUCGCCAACCCCUUCUCCAAAUCCAUUCAUGAUGCCGUCCAUUGAAGUUUCGCAAGUGAAUGACCGUUUGCAAGGGGUACCUGUGCCCUCUUUAUGUGCAGGUGUGCUGGGGCGAACUCUGGGUCUUCUAAAAGAAACCUCCGAGUCUUUUGAUGACCCCGUGUACGAGCGUGUGCUGAGCAGUGCACAAAGACUUAAAGCAGCCGUUUCCACGCUCAAGACUCACUACACUACGACGCAAACAAGACAAGAAGAAGAUGAGCGGAGAGCCCAAGAGAGUUGUGUCACGUGUGUUGUCGCCAUGGAGACAUUGAUUUCUCAAGUACAACUGUGGCCGUUUGUGGAAGAUAAGACUAGGCACGAAAGGUUCCGCAUAUUGCGCAACGAGCUUGUCGAUAUUGUCACGACAUUGGCACGUGAUCUCAAGAAAAUGCUCUCGGGUCUAGAGGAAUCGUUGGCUUCGAGCUCGAAUUCGGACGAGGUCUUUUCCGCUUGUGAAUCUGGUGUAAGGGAAGUAGUGAAACAGACCGCUAAACUUGCAGUUCUUACGAUGAACGAUCACACAGCGAAGUCGGACUCGCUUAGCUGUGAUGAGGACUUGGGUCGAGCCUUUUUGACGGGCCAGGAACAAUCGCUCCAGUCCACGAUCCGGCUCUCGAUCGACUCGCUAGACACCCUUCAGGAACAAGUAGAGGAAGAGGCUCUUAAACCGGAAGUAAACAAGGUCGAAAAGGAAAUAACCGAAGAAGUGUUAAAGCUCCUGAGGAUGACGUCGGCGUUCAUCUACCAAGGCCGUGACUUACAGACACAGUUGCAGUCAGCUUCUGCACACCUGAAACCGGAUCGCAGCACAAGCCGACUCAAGUACAUUGUACGUCUCGUCCGAGGCCUCGAUUCCGUGCUCGAGCUGAGCCGAACUCUCGCUACCACAACGCCACAUGCCUGUGAGGAUAUGGAGCUUGAUAGAAUACAACCAUACCCUGAUCAAAUAUCGACUGCUGCGAAAACAGUCACGAAAGACUGCCGAGCGCUUAUAGAGUCGGAGUACUAUAACAUGGAUAAGGAUUUGCAGUCGGAUAUCAUGGACGAGCAGGAGUAUUUCGAGAAAAAGGCGGAAGAUGUCGGGGUUGCUGUCGAUGAGCUUAAAUGUGCACUUCAGCGAUUCGCGCAUGUCAAGGAUUGUAAUACCACUAUCAGUGAUAACUCGUGGUGCUAGGAAUAAGUACAUCACCGGCGAUGCUAAUAGACAAAUAGAAAGUAUUAGAAUUUAUAAUUCGAGUAGGAACUGUGCUCGGGAAUCUGGUAAAAGGAAUGCGAUCGUUGGGCUAUAAGAGGCUGACUCUCGUACUCGUCCCCAGGGUCUUCUCGGUUAAAAAAAAACAAUGAAUAAAAUAGCGGUCAAUUCCAAGACCACACUUUCACAAGGCUGACGAAAUUAGCUCUUGUCGUCUUGCAACUAGGAAAUGGAUACAUUGCAUUUCAGAGUAAAAAAACACAAAGGUAGUAAAGCGGUUAACAGACAGAGAAAAAAAGGUUAUAGGGAGCGCAAGAAAUAUGUUAAACAAUUAAUAUAUAUUUUCUUAGGUGGAGUCUUUAUCGGUAUGUUCAAAGAAAUACUAUAAUUUGUAGAUAAGAAACAAUAUGCUACUGUAAAUAUUUAAUUUAAAAUAAUAGUGAAACAUUCUAGGUACAUGGUACCCAAACCAAAGAAGGGGUGCUUUGGAGAGGCGAUAUUUUGUGUUUUGGCCAAAUUUAAAUUUUCGGACAUUAGUUCUCGUUUUUCUUACUUUUUUGUAAAAAGCAAAAUAAAUUUAUUCAGGGGCCCCUGAUUUAUUGUAAAAAUCUUGAAAUCCUGUCAACUCGACCUUGAGUUUGAGUUACCACGAUUUCCGAUCGUUUCUGAUAUCGUAAUUUUGGUGUGCACCGAUCUCUCAUGGGGUAGCUUAGUGUGUAAAUAUCCGUAUACCUAUACGGAAAAUAAAAUAAAAGAUAAAAAAAAAUAACAUGGAAAACUUA